AGAGCAGAUCCAUUCUGACUUCAGUCUCUGCGCUCUAAUUAAUGAUCCGACUGCUCCGUUUGGAACCAUUGAAAAAAGGAGCAACUGAUGCGCAUUUGGUGGGAUAAUCCACAGUUUAUCUCUUUCUGACCAUCUCGGUUUAUUUUUUUUUUAUUAUAUAUAGAGAACUGCAUUAAGAAUCGAGCAUAUAUGAUGAAAUACAAGGCAAAUCAGACCAGGACGUACGACGGAGAGGGAUUCAAGCGCAGAGCUGCGUGUUUGUGUUUGAGAAACGAAGAGGAGGACGAGGUUCUGCUGGUGAGCAGCAGUCGGCAUCCAGACCAGUGGAUUGUGCCCGGAGGAGGGAUGGAGCCCGAUGAGGAGCCCAGUGGAGCCGCUGUCAGGGAGGUAUACGAAGAGGCUGGUGUGAAGGGAACACUGGGCAGGUUACUUGGGAUAUUUGAGCAGCACAACCAAGACAGAAAGCACAGGACGUACGUCUACACUCUUAUUGUGACAGAAACACUGGAGCACUGGGAGGACUCAGUCAACAUCGGUAGGAAGAGGAAGUGGUUCAAAGUGGAGGACGCCAUCAGGGUGCUGCAAGGCCACAAGCCUGUCCAUGCAGAGUACCUCCGCAGACUGGCAGACACCUGCAGCCCCCCCUACGUGCCUGUGUGCGGCCCCCGAGCGAUGGAGAGCAAGGCACCUCACUAUGUUGUUUGCUCAACGCAGGAUUCGGAUCUCUUUAACAGAUAGGACCUACAGCUAAGAGUUCCUCCAGAGGACACUGAUGGACUACACUGGAGCAUCGGUUGCUUUAUAAAAGCAUUUUUUUCUCUUGUACAAAAAAAUUUGCUGAAUUUUUUUUUUUUUUUUUUAAAGCUGCCCUUAAGAGAGAGUGAAAAUGCUUUCUAGGUGUUUUUACUCUUCUUAAUUAUUUAGGUGAAAAUUAUAAGUCAGCAGAGCUAAUAGGUGUCAUUAUACGGUGCAACUUUUGAUGCAUUUUCUUUGAACUGCGAUUGUAAAGUUCUUAGCAGGGUCUUACAUGGUGCAUUUGUAACCGUAGAGUUACAUUUUCUCUCUGUUUCUAUUCUUCAGUUUCCAGAAAGCCGAAACUGGGAAAUGUUUGCCGUAAGAGGAAGCCCUGUUCCCAUACUGACUCAUUGUCAGAUAAUUUCCUGUUGCAAGAGUUUUUUAAAGUGGAAGUAGCCGCAAGUGUGUGAAUGAUUUUGAGAAAUCUUCUGUAUGUUUCCUCAUAAAACAGUUUUCAUAUUUUGAGAACUUGGUUUAAAGUUUCCUUUUUGUAAUCCUAAGUGAAUGCAUAAUUCCAACAAGCUGGAUUUUUGACACUUUAAACCUGGGAGCUUGCCUUAAUCAACACUAAGAUACUAUUUUGUAUGUGUAUUCACAAUGUACUCAUAAAUAAGAUUAAUAUCUGAUAAAGAUGAGUGAAAACCCUUAGAAUAAAUUCAUCUUUUAUAGCUACACUAUAAUAAUGCAACCAAAAAAAUCUAGUAUUUAAAGAUUUAAAAAAGCGUAACUCAGAGGCCCAUGGCAUCACUGAUCCUCCACUAUGCAUAGCCAUUUGCCUCACAGCAAACCCACAGAUUCUUUGUGGCUAAAAAAAUUAAUAAUUUUAUCAUCUGACUGAAGCCUACGGUUCAGAUUAAAGUCCCCGUAGCACAUGGCAACCUCUUCAUGUUUACAUGUGUAAUGAUAAGACAGAAAAGGAUUUUUAAGAUUUUUUUUAUGGCACGCUUCCUAAUCUCCCAAUUACCAUGUAUAGAGCGUGAAAUGAUCAUGAAGGCUUUGGUGACACUGAGAUGCCUUUCUUAUUGCAGUUCUGUAGCAGUGAGCUUUAGACAUGUGUGUCUCUGCCUUACAAUUCUGAUGGCAAAAUAAACUGUUAUCUUUUCCCUGUCUUGUUUGGUACAUCUCCAGUUGCUUAAAACUUUGUAAACAAAGCUCUGACUGUUCAUAUCAACAGGUUUUAGUGAUGAACUGUUUUCUUGUACCUGGAAAUCUACAUAUACAUAACAUAAGAGAAUCUCAUGUUUGUUUUUCCUUUUUUUGUGAAGAGUGGCCAAGAGAAAUGGCGGCUAUAGUGCCAUAUAGUACAGUUAUUUCUUGUGAAAUCAGAACGCUGAGUAACUGAAAUCUUGGUUAGUCUGAUCAACUUAAAAAGUAAAGCAUACAUUUCAGAAAA
This is a messenger RNA of Cyprinodon variegatus (sheepshead minnow), 2188 nucleotides long. It is a transcript of the gene nudt4a, whose product is annotated as diphosphoinositol polyphosphate phosphohydrolase 3-beta-like. Bases 190 to 738 code for a protein of 182 amino acids. Lineage: Eukaryota; Metazoa; Chordata; Actinopteri; Cyprinodontiformes; Cyprinodontidae. The record is from RefSeq and is a predicted model, not a curated record. Gene Ontology annotation, molecular function: endopolyphosphatase activity; bis(5'-adenosyl)-hexaphosphatase activity; bis(5'-adenosyl)-pentaphosphatase activity. Gene Ontology annotation, biological process: diadenosine hexaphosphate catabolic process; diadenosine pentaphosphate catabolic process; adenosine 5'-(hexahydrogen pentaphosphate) catabolic process. The transcript has 5 exons. Gene Ontology annotation, cellular component: cytoplasm; nucleus.